Molecule: messenger RNA, 3858 nt
Organism: Cydia pomonella (codling moth)
Lineage: Eukaryota; Metazoa; Arthropoda; Insecta; Lepidoptera; Tortricidae
Exons: 7
Coding region: 3167-3787 (206 amino acids)
Source: RefSeq, a predicted model, not a curated record
CUUAUAACUGCCAUAAUAUGUACCCCAUCGAAAACAGAACAUGUGAAAGAACACCAAGUUCGUUAACGCUUUCGUGAAUAAAGAAGUGAGAUCUAACUGGAAACCAAGUUCUUUCAAAGCCCCUUAGAUCACAGUCGCAGCUCCUGGCAUGCAUAACGCUCUUAAAAUGAUUUGUGAUGUUAUGAGGCCUCUGUUUGGCCUGGCCUAAAGUGCCCGCGGUCGGAAUCGAAUCAGCGUCCUCCGUGUACGCGAUGAAUGCCCGAGCGGUCGUCUGGGCUCGGUGGGAUGGCUCGAAAUGUUCAAGUACCUAUAUGACAAUUUCCCGAAGGCAUGUGAUAGGUAGAUAGGAGUGGUAAAUACGUACAUUUUAAUUAAUUUUUCGAUUAAAUAAUAAAAUAAAGUUUUAUUGAUUUCGAGAUUGAAUAUGAUAGAUUUUAAUUAUAAAUCCAAUCAAUGCAAUUCAGAAGUAAUUAUUUUUAGUAAUUAUAAUACUGGGUAUAUAAGCGUACGAAGCUGGGUACGAAGCAUCAUUUGUACACAAGUCACAGGAGAGUAGACGGUCGCAAGUUGACGGCCGGAAAAUAUUACAGAUAUCUACAAACUUUUUCAUUUUCAGAAUUAUAUACAAUGGUGUAUUUAGAAUAAUAACAAUAAACAUAAUGGAUAUAUACAGUGGAUUAAUAUAUAUAUAGCGUAAAUCUAAAAUUACAUAUACAUAAAAAUAAUGUUUGUCAAUUUCUUGACUUUUUAGCUAUUGCGAUGCCAUGAGCGUCAAAGUAAGAGGUCCUUAUUAAAACAGUACGUUGUGUAUACAUACCUACAUGUAUUAUAUAACAUGCUGUUUUAUACUAAUGGCAUACUUUGUUUUGCUAUCAGUUUUUUUUUCAGAAGACAGGUAAGUGCUGUAUUUAUGUUUUCCGGCCGAGUCCGUCAAACAGAAAAAUAGUAUACACACCUCGGCCAGUGAAUGAGAAACCUCAGAUCACAUUUUUGUGGAAUUUGGUGUGAUCUGACACAUUUCUCACUUUAUUGUUCUAGGUUUGUAAUACACAUAGUAUUAAGACUAUUUAUUUAUGUCCGUUUUUAAGGAUUUUGUAAAAGUGCAAACACGUAUUAAAGCGAUACAUUUUUGCACUUCCUUAUUUAAAAAUUGUACAACAAACAUCAGAAAAUCGGAACAUUUAGGUAGGGUAGGGUAGGAUUGUUAGGUAGGCUCGUAGGUAGGGCACUCGACAGUAGGUAGGCAGGAUUUAUGUCAAGUGUUAUUUAAUUUGCAUUUAUUCAUAAUUCUCGCUACUAUUGCCACAGCCGCUGUCUCGCUCCCAGUGAGUGUGGCGACAGUAGGAGACUCAUCCCGAUCAUACCAUUACCUAAGAGUAAGAACUCCUUAUUAAAACGGUACGUUGUGUAUACAUACCUACAUGUAUCAUAUAACAUACUGUUUUAUACUAAUGACAUACUUUGUUUUGCCAUCAGUUUUAUUUUCUGAAGACAGGUAAGUGCUGUAUUUUUCUGUUUUCCGGCCGAGUCCGUCGAACAGAAAAAUAGUAUACACACCUCGGCCAGUGAAUGAGAAACCUCAGAUCACAUUUUUGUGGAAUUUGGUGUGAUCUGACACAUUUCUCACUUUAUUGUUCUAGGUUUGUAAUACACCUAGUAUUAAGACUAUUUAUUUAUGUCCGUUUUUAAGGAUUUUGUAAAAGUGCAAACAAGUAGUAAAGCGAUACAUUUUUGCACUUCCUUAUUUAAAAAUUGUACAACAAACAUCAGAAAAUCGGAAUAUUUAGGUAGGGUAGGGUAGGAUUGUUAGGUAGGCUCGUAGGUAGGGCACUCGACAGUAGGUAGGCAGGAUUUAUGUCAAGUGUUAUUUCAUUUGCAUUUAUUCAUAAUUCUCGCUACUAUUGCCACAGCCGCUGUCUCGCUCCCAGUGAGUGUGGCGACAGUAGGAGACUCAUCCCGAUCAUACCAUUACCUAAGAGUAAGAACUCCUUAUUAAAACGGUACGUUGUGUAUACAUACCUACAUGUAUCAUAUAACAUACUGUUUUAUACUAAUGACAUACUUUGUUUUGCCAUCAGUUUUAUUUUCUGAAGACAGGUAAGUGCUGUAUUUUUCUGUUUUCCGGCCGAGUCCGUCGAACAGAAAAAUAGUAUACACACCUCGGCCAGUGAAUGAGAAACCUCAGAUCACAUUUUUGUGGAAUUUGGUGUGAUCUGACACAUUUCUCACUUUAUUGUUCUAGGUUUGUAAUACACCUAGUAUUAAGACUAUUUAUUUAUGUCCGUUUUUAAGGAUUUUGUAAAAGUGCAAACAAGUAUUAAAGCGAUACAUUUUUGCACUUCCUUAUUUAAAAAUUGUACAACAAACAUCAGAAAAUCGGAACAUUUAGGUAGGGUAGGGUAGGAUUGUUAGGUAGGCUCGUAGGUAGGGCACUCGACAGUAGGUAGGCAGGAUUUAUGUCAAGUGUUAUUUCAUUUGCAUUUAUUCAUAAUUCUCGCUACUAUUGCCACAGCCGCUGUCUCGCUCCCAGUGAGUGUGGCGACAGUAGGAGACUCAUCCCGAGCAUACCAUUACCUAACUCAGCAAUAGUUAUUAAUACUCGUAUUAGAAAAGGUAUAGUGUAAGACACAUUCAUGCCUCGAGCCUGACAGUUGCGCCGCACACUGUGUGCUGCAGUCGAGGUGUUUCAUAUGGACACGAACAAACUGCCAGAACAUGUACCCACUGCCUUGAAUCGCGAGCAGUAAGGCCGUGCACGCAUAUUCUGCCAUGCACUGUACUGUGUCCAUAUUUAAUACCUUAACUGUAACCCUGACUGUCAAAAGUUGGCAUUUGGCAAGUCACCGACUAUAACACAUGCGGCGCCGUGUAGCGUCAUCUGGUUCGGCUGUCUGUUUGCUUAGACCACACCUGUUCUACAAUCAAUAACCGUGUGCUGGGAAUGCGGAACACGCGGCGGUGUGCAAAUAUUGGAGCCAAUGUACACCGCUGAAGUAGGUGGCGUUUUGCGGCGCGACGCCAUACUGUUGAUUGGAUUGGCAAACGCGAGCGCUUGUCACACUAGUCACCGCAUGGCGUACAGGGCCGUGCCCACCUACUGCAGCGGUCCCACUUGAGGGUACAAUAUUAGGCACCACGUGUGCGUAUCCUUGUCUAUUCACGGAUAAUGUUUGAGAAACUAACUAACGAAGCCAUUUUCACUUCAGAUAAAUUAUAUGACACCCAGUGCAAAGUAUUGAACCGCGAGGACGACUACAAAUUAUGGGUUAACAAAAUCCGUGAAACAGGCAGUUGCUACCGCCUGAUGUUGGAGCAAGAAAGAAGCUUUAUUGCAUCAAAAGAGCGGUGCGAUGAAGACGGGGCCGAGUUGUUAGUCAUCGACAACGAAGUGGAGCACGAGGUCGUCAGGGGGUUGGUCCAGGAGUUGGAUCCUGUAUACGAGUACUUUUACACGGAUAUAAUACGGAGGGAUAACGUGCACCACUUUAAGGAGGGCAACAAAUGGUAUACUUCAACUAAACACUGUUGUCAACUGUUUCGAAAUAGACAUCUCGAGACUCUUCAUGAAAUCGCCUACGCGCCCUGGGCGUCAGACAAUGUUGAAGUAGAGCAGUAUUACGAAGCUGUAGCAGCCCUACUCAGGGCCAAGGACGCCAUGUAUGUACAAAGGAACGUUGGAAUAGUAUUUGUGUGGAAUUCGAACAAAACAGUAGAACUUAAAGAUGAUAAAAGUCCUGCGCUGUACGGAUUCUGUGAGAAGAGAGUAGCCCCACGACCGCCUUACUAAUAUUUCUGCUCCUCGUACUAACUAAACGAAAAGAGCAGGUCGGGCCAAGAGAAAAUAAACGGUUACGCCAA